Messenger RNA from Plasmodium cynomolgi strain B, 672 nucleotides. RefSeq lists its product as hypothetical. Bases 1 to 672 code for a protein of 223 amino acids. The transcript is spliced from 2 exons. Lineage: Eukaryota; Apicomplexa; Aconoidasida; Haemosporida; Plasmodiidae. The record is from RefSeq and is a predicted model, not a curated record.
AUGCUUUGCAUUUAUUUGAAGUAUUGGCUGUAUGAUCAAUUAAUAGAAAGACAAGUAAAUCAAGAUGAUUUUACAAGUUUUUUUAAUCAUUGGAAUAAGCAGAAAAAUGAAAAAUGCUCUGAUUGUGAAUGUGAAUUUCCUAUUAAAGAAUUUUCUGAAAUUAUACAGAUAAAAAGCAUUUAUGAUGUUUUCCUUUUUUGGGAUUCAUAUAAUGACAAAAAUAAAAUGAACAAAGUAAUAUCUAACAUGGAAUAUUGUAAAUAUAUUGAUGAAUCAAAAAUUCUAUAUGAUUUAUAUAAGGUGAUGUGUAAGAGUGAUAAUAAUUCAUUAUUGUGUAAAGAAUUUAAUAAUUACAUUAUUCCACAUUUAAAAAUAGAUGAUAAUUUCAAUAUUAUAUGCAAAAUGGAAGAAGAAUUGGAUCGUAAUAAUUUGCAUGGUAUUAAAUUAUAUUGUUAUAACUUACAAAAUCAGAAUUUAAAGCCUAGUUAUGAACAAAGUUCAAAGAGUGUUACUCAUGAUUUAGCUCCUGAUUCUACAAAUGAUGGUAAGUCAACUGGAAUUAUAAUUUCAUCUUUGUCUGUUGGAACAGUUGGAUUUUUAUUUCUACUAUACAAGGUAAAUAGAAGAAAUAUUUAUAAAUAUGAAUAUUAUAGAGUGUUUGUUCUAAAUUAG